AUAAGUCAGUUCCAUCGGUUUGAAACAUGUGAAUAAUAAGCAUCAUGCAGUUUAAUAACAACUACAUUUUCUCAAUUUUUACGAUUUUGCAUGUUUUUUCUACGUCGUGCAUUGCCUACAAAAUAGGAGCAAUAUUCCGCGAGAGAGAAGAUGCUCACAUUGAGGCAGCAGUUAGGUACUCUGUCGAAUGGCUUUCUCAGCGUGGUAUUUAUGGGGACAUUGAUUUGGUAAUUGAAUAUAUUGAUGUCCUUGAUCACUAUGAUGCCAUCAAAAAAGCUUGCAAAAUGCUUGAAAAAGAUCAUAUUGUCGCAUUACUUGGUGGCUCCCACGCUGCCUUAAAUGCACAACUUGAGCGAAUCACGGAUGAUUUGGACAUUCCAUUUUUGACGGCAAUCGAUGAUUUGAGGACAGACAUGGGAAAGUCUAAAAUUGAUUUUUGGCCGCGCCCACAACUUUUUGAAGCUGUAGUUGACAUGUUUACUCAUUGGAGAUGGAAUCGAAUUGUUUUGGUAUACGAAGGUGAUGAAAGAAUUCGUCGCCUGGAACAACUCUUGGAAAGUGAAGAGUACGCUUCCAUUCGUUUUUAUUUAAUAAAAGUGCACGACGGAGAUUAUAUGAAAGCAGCUCGUCAAGUUAAAGAACUCGAAGAAUGUCGUCUCCUCCAUAAAAAAGAUUGCUCCGAGUUCAGUCGCCUCCUUGUUGAUAUGAAUCCAGAACAUACUUACACCUUUUUGCUUGCAUCUCUUCAAAUGGGACUCAUUGAGUUGAAGCACUGGUUUCUGCUCACCAAUAUGGAGCUUUCCACAAUGGACAUGGAACUUUUCCGCUAUAAUCAUGCUCGUUUCAUCUCGCCAUAUCCAGUCGAUUCCACUUUUCUGACUGAGAAUCGCGACGCGUUCAAUUUUUCUCACUUUAAGGAACAUAUCACAGAGAAAUGGGCAAUGAAAACCGACAACAGCCGGAACUUGAAGAUGAUGGAAGCUGUCUUCACUUUUGACGCUGUUUAUGCAUUUGCCAAUGUGUUCAACGAGUUGUCAAGCCAUAUGCAAAUGAAUGAUGUGCCACAAACAUUGUGCAGGAAGUCCUCAAGAAACUCGAGAAAAUAUCAACAUGGUAGAUCACUUAUUGAUAAUAUUGUUCAUAAUGAUCUACAUGGAUUGUCUGGGGAUUUGAGACGUUUGAACGGACAUCCUUUGAAGAGUAACUUCUCGAUGAGAAUUCAACUUUUGGGAUAUAGCGGACGGCUUGAUGAUAUUGGCUUCUGGGAGCCAGCGACAAAUGUGCAUGUUAACAUGUCAGGAGAUUCAAAAGCUCAAUUACAAAGAAAUGUUCAAGUAUCCGACGAGCUCAAGCCACAUUUCCGUGUGACAACAAUAAUGGAAAGACCAUAUGUGAUGCUGAAAAAGAAUCAUUAUGAACUUGAUGCUAACUCUAAAUUUGAAGGAUUUUGUAUUGAUUUACUUGCUGAAUUAUCCAAAGACCUAGGAUUCACUUACACAAUUCAUGCAGUUAAAGAUGGUAAAUAUGGAAAUGACAAAUAUGGAAAUGGAUCGUGGGAUGGAAUGAUGGGAGAGAUAUUACGUGGUGAAGCUGAGAUGGCAGUUGCACCACUGACUGUAAAUUAUAGAAGAUCGGAAGCAGUGGACUUUACAAAACCAUUCUUAUCCCUGGGAAUUAGUAUUUUGUACAAAGUUCCUGAUGAUCAACAACCAGAUUUAUUCUCAUUCCUAAAUCCAUUGUCAUGGCAGAUAUGGACAGCAAUUGCAACGUCUAUAAUAACUGUUACAUUGGGUAUGUAUUUCGUCGCUAACGUAACUCCCUAUGAGUGGAAUCUGAACUUCUCAUGCUGCACAGCACACGAACCUCAUCCAGCAGCAGCUUUUGCAACAAACCAAGAAGCACCAAUUGUCAUGUCCAACAACUACAGUUUCUGGAAUACAGUAUGGUAUGUUCUGAGCACAAUGCUCAAGGGCGGAUGUGAUUUUGGUCCGAGAGCAGUUUCAACGCGUCUUCUUGGAGGUACGUGGUGGGUAUUUUACCUGGUAAUAAUCUCGGCUUACACUGCAAACUUAGCUGCUGUCCUGACGGUUUCUCGUCCUUACAUUCCAAUCAAAAACUUAGAUGAUUUGGCCAAUCAGACAACAAUUUCAUACGGAACGAUCCGCGGAGGAUCGACAAUGCAAUUCUUCCAAGAAUCAAGAAUUGCUGCUCAUGUGAAAAUGUGGCAGUAUAUGAAAGAUAAGGACGUUUUUGUUACGAGUAAUGGAAAAGGUGUCGAAAGAGCACUGAGUAUGAACUAUGCAUAUUUGAUGGAGUCAACUUCACUGGAAUAUGAAACACAGCAAAAUUGUAAUUUAACUCAGAUUGGAGGUGUUUUGGGUUCAAAAGGUUAUGGAAUCGCACUCGCAAAAAAAUCCGAAUGGACAGAUCGAAUUUCUCGUCAAAUUCUAUUGUAUGCCAAACGUGGAAUCAUUGAAAUGAAAAAGACAAAGUGGUGGAGAAGCAAAGGAGCCGCAUGUGCGAGUACAGCGUCUGCGGUCAAGCAUGACCGAUUUGCUCUUAGCAUGUACAACGUUGCUGGUCUCUUCAUCACUUUGGGGGUCGGAAUCGUGUUGGCCGCAAUUGUAGUGAUAUUUGAGUUAAUUCAUAGAUGCCAUCACAUUGCCAAAAAAGAAGGAAAACCUUUCUUAGAAGAACUUUUGUACGAACUCAGGUUUGCUUUGAAUAUGAACUCGCUCUCCGAUCAUCGAUCUCGUCAAAAAAUGUCUACUUGCAACAGCAAUGGAAAUGGAAAACCGAACCAUUUAAACGAAAACGGUCACCUUAAAAAAACAACAAUUUGAAUUUUGACAAAUAAAAUUGAAAAAAA
Messenger RNA from Caenorhabditis elegans, 2869 nucleotides. RefSeq names its product GLutamate Receptor family (AMPA) (gene glr-5). NCBI's taxonomy places the organism in Eukaryota, Metazoa, Nematoda, Chromadorea, Rhabditida, Rhabditidae. The record is from RefSeq and is marked reviewed. Gene Ontology annotation, cellular component: plasma membrane; membrane. Gene Ontology annotation, molecular function: monoatomic ion channel activity; ligand-gated monoatomic ion channel activity; signaling receptor activity. Gene Ontology annotation, biological process: monoatomic ion transmembrane transport; monoatomic ion transport; regulation of postsynaptic membrane potential.